AUGUUCUGCAUUGAAAUUGCGACUCAGAGUUUCCAAUCAUUUUUAUCAACCCUCUCACCGUAUCAAGUAAAUAGUCCACUCAACGGGAGAGGGUUUUGGUUGGCGUGGGCUUCCUGGGGUUGCCCGGCUCGCAUCUCCUUCUCCUCCGACCUCCUCGACGAGUCCAACUUCAUCUCCAUCUGCCCCAACCAACACUAUAAUCUUGAACCCGAAAAUGUCAAACAAGCACGAGUCCCCGACAAUUUCGAGUUCCUCUCCUCCGGCAGCAGCCUAACCGACAUGAUGAGCGCCGACGAGUUGUUCCGCGAGGGCAAGCUCCUCCCCUUCUGGCAAGCCGAAAAACUUGACAAGAUCACGCUGAAAACAGCCGAGCCCGAAGAGGACACCAAAUCCGGCGAUGACGAGAGGCGGAUAAGCUGGUUCCUCGACGACGACCCGUCCCCAAGGCCGCCAAAGUGCACGGUCUUGUGGAAAGAGUUGCUUAGGCUGAAAAAGCAAAGGCCUUCCACUUUAUCUCCAUCUUCUUCAUCUUCUUCGUCUUCGUCUUCGUAUUCGUCUGGUGCAGACGAGAGGAGGAAAGGGGGAAGUAGUAAAGAGAAGGUGGUGAGUAGAGUGAAGAAGGGGCUCGAGAGGACUAGGUCGGCUAGUAUACGGAUAAGGCCGAUGGUCAAUGUCCCCAUCUACACGCACACUAGCCGGAAUAAUGCGUCGGCUUUGCCGCCGCUUUUUCCGGUGAGGAAAGGGAGGUUAGAUUGA
This is a messenger RNA of Striga hermonthica, 756 nucleotides long. Lineage: Eukaryota; Viridiplantae; Streptophyta; Magnoliopsida; Lamiales; Orobanchaceae. The record is from the annotation of a GenBank genome assembly.